AGAUCGCUUUCGGGGAUCGGAUCAGUCUCUGGCUGGAUAUUCACGGAGAAGACCACCACAUGGACAACUGCGGCAUCAUCGACCUGCAGGCCCAUCUGUCUACGGCUCUGGCCAAGCAAGACAUCCGACAGUUCACGGACGCCCUGGACAGAGGAGCCCAAGCCGACCUGCAGGACGACCGCGGCGCGAACAUCUUCGAGAAGGCGCUCUCCACACCGGGCUGCAGGGACUUUAUAGAGGCCUGCCUCGACCACGGCAGCCAGGUCAACUACAUCAAUCAGAAGCUGAACAAGGCCGCAGUCAACUAUGCCGCCGACUCCAGGGAUCCCGGAAACCUCGCAGCACUUCUGCGACCCCGUCCGGGCCAAAAGGUCCAGGUGGACCGAAAGUAUGCGCAACUUACGCCACUGAACUCGCUGGCCAAGAAUCUCACAGAGGAGAAUGCCGCGGCGGUACUAUCCUGCAUGCAGCUUAUGCUGGACUACGGCGCCUCGCCCAACACCGUGGACCAGGGCCAGUUUACGCCUCUGCACCAUGUGCUCAGGAAGAGCAAGGUCCAGGGCAGGAAGCAGGAAAUCGUCCAGCUCUUUCUGGCGCACCCGGAGCUGGACAUUGACAGCUAUCGAAAGGGAGAGGUGCGCCGCCUACUGCAGGCGCAGUUCCCAGAGCUCCCACUGCCGGAAGUGCGCCAGACCGGACCGGAGAUCAACAGCCAGACCCUUCACCAGACCCUGGGCGAAGACGAAGGACUGUUCGAGCAGCAGUUCGCAGAGUACCGGCAGGACAACCAACUCAGCACCCACCAGGAGGAGUACUUUAGUCUGCUGCAGCAGAGCAUCAAGAAGGGCAGGCAAAGAGCCUUCGAAGCCAUUCUAGCGUCUGGCAUCGACAUCAACUCGAUGCCUCCUAAGCCUAACGAAGCGAAUCUUGUCGAGACGGCCGCCAUCUUCGGCAACUGGCAAGCCCUGGAGCGACUGCUGAAGGAGCCAAGCCUGCGUCUGACCAAAGAUUCCAAGCUACUGAACGCUGUUAUAAGUCGUCUCGAGGAACAGCCAUAUGAUGAAUUCAACCACCAGCGCUGUUUCGAGUUGCUCAUAGAAUCCGAUCUCGUGGACAUCAACGAGGCCGACUCAGGGCGUCUGACGCCCCUUUCCUAUGCGGUGUUAAAUCGCAAUACUGUGGCGAUGAAGAAACUCUUGGACAACGGCGCCUACAUUGGCUCCAAGAGCCUGUUUGGAACGCUGCCCAUCCAGGACAUGCCACCCGAGGUUCUAGAGGAUCACUUCGACUCUUGCAUCACCACAAACGGAGAGAAGCCGGGUGAAAGACACUUCGAGAUCAUCAUCGAUUACAAGAACCUGAUGCUCCAGGAGAGGGGUUCUGGAGCGGGCCAGCCUCCCGCUCCUUCCAAUCAGCUGCACGACGAGAUGGCCCCAAUCGCGUUCAUCGCAGACUCAAAGGAGUUUCGCCACCUGCUUCAGCACCCGCUGAUCUCGAGCUUUCUUUUCCUUAAGUGGCACCGGCUGUCCGUGAUCUUCUACCUGAACUUCCUGUUCUACUCGAUCUUCACCGCCUCCAUCAUCGCCCACACACUCCUGAAGUACCACGAGAGCGAUUACACAGCUCUCACCGUUUUAUUCGAAGUACUCUCUUGGAUGGGGAUCGGCUACCUCAUAAUUCGGGAGGUCAUCCAGUGGGUUAUGGCUCCAGUACGGUACUUUUGUUCUAUAACAAACGACAUGGAGGUGGCUCUGAUAAUCCUAUCCAUCUGUACCUGCAUUGAAUCCAACUUCGACAAGGAGACGCAGCGCGUCCUGGCAGUCCUAACCAUCUUGCUGGUCGCCAUGGAGUUCUGCCUGCUGGUGGGCUCCCUGCCAGUGCUCUCCAUUUCCACCCACAUGCUCAUGUUGCGCGAGGUCUCGGGAACCUUCGUGAAGAGCUUUGCCCUCUAUUCGAUCUUCGUGCUGACCUUCACUCUGUGCUUCUACAUCCUCUUCGGUAAAGCAGAGGUGGAGGGAGCGGACGACGGGGACUUCAACACCUUUACCAAGCCCAUCGAGGCCCUGAUCAAGACCAUUGUGAUGAUGACGGGCGAGUUCGAUGCCGGAGACAUCAAGUUCACGAGUAUCUACACCUACCUCAUCUUCCUCCUAUUCGUGAUCUUCAUGACGAUUGUGCUGUUCAACUUGCUAAACGGUCUGGCCGUGAGCGAUACCCAGGUUAUCAAGGCGCAGGCGGAACUGAACGGCGCCAUUUGCAGGACCAACGUCUUGAGUCGAUACGAAAAGGCUCUUACUGGCCACGGGCGGGCUGGGUUUCUGAUGGGCAACCGCCUCUUGCGGAGCAUCUUCCAACGCCUGAUGAACAUCUACCCCAACUACCUAAGCCUCCGCCAGAUUACUGUGCUGCCGAACGAUGGGAACAAGGUGCUCAUACCCAUGAGCGACGCCUUCGAGCUGAGGACCCUCAAGGGCAACGACCAGGCGGGCUUCCAGAAGUUGCCCAUGAGUGCGAAUGUGACCCAUAAGAAACUGCUGGAUCCUCCGCUAAAAUUCCUGUCCUGCUGCUGCUCCAUGCUGAGCGGAAAGUGCUCCCAGGUGGACGCGCGGACGGUCAAAUUGGCGCUGGCGGUGAUCGACAAGAAGAACAGCAUAGAGCAGAGCCGAAAGCAGGAGCAGAUCAAGGACGCUCGAUUAAAGCUAAUCGAGCACCAGCUGGAGCAAGUCUUACAGCUGCUCCAGGACCGAAACUGACGACACCCUUAUUGUUUUGUAGCUACAGUAUUUAUUAGGCUAACCAAACUGAGAUUGAUGUGCAUUUAACAUUCAAUUGAAAGAACCAAUUUAGUCGGAAAUUGUUUUUAUUAACAUACGAGUAAUGAAGUUGAACAAAACCCUUAAUAAUUGUCAGUAAGUAAGUAGUAUAUAAUGGUUAUAUAGACAGUAAAUAUUGUAUAAACGAAUAUCUUUACUGUACCAUUUGUACCCGAGUAAAUAUUUAAUUUCAAAUGUUA
Messenger RNA from Drosophila biarmipes, 3013 nucleotides. RefSeq names its product transient receptor potential cation channel protein painless (gene pain). Gene Ontology annotation, cellular component: membrane. Gene Ontology annotation, biological process: transmembrane transport; monoatomic ion transport. Lineage: Eukaryota; Metazoa; Arthropoda; Insecta; Diptera; Drosophilidae. The transcript has 4 exons. The record is from RefSeq and is a predicted model, not a curated record. The coding region runs from base 60 to 2753 and encodes 897 amino acids. Gene Ontology annotation, molecular function: monoatomic ion channel activity; protein binding.